Bactrocera latifrons is the source of this 1254-nucleotide messenger RNA. Its product is annotated as odorant receptor 63a-like. Lineage: Eukaryota; Metazoa; Arthropoda; Insecta; Diptera; Tephritidae. Gene Ontology annotation, biological process: detection of chemical stimulus involved in sensory perception of smell; sensory perception of smell. Gene Ontology annotation, molecular function: olfactory receptor activity; odorant binding. The record is from RefSeq and is a predicted model, not a curated record. The transcript is spliced from 10 exons. Gene Ontology annotation, cellular component: plasma membrane. The coding region runs from base 1 to 1254 and encodes 417 amino acids.
AUGUACAACGCAGCAGAGUUUGCAGAAUUGAAAAACAGCAAUCGCUUCAAAAUAAGAGAACUUAGAAAGGUGUCAUACAUUUUAGGAAUAAACUAUGGCUCGGAAACGUCACUGAAAAAAUGUCUUAGAGUGCUUAAUCUGUUCCUUAUCAUCACAUGUGGCAUUUCAUUGUAUCCACGAUGGUUGAUGCUAGAAAGGGCUGAUGGCAAUGUGCCGCUAAUUGCAGAGACCAUCACUACCAUGUUACAAACAACUACAACCAUGGUCAAAAUGAUAUUUUGCCUGUUCAUGCAAAGUCAGUGUCGUGCAUUGCUUAUGAAAGCUGAAAACUAUGAACUACUUCAAGGAAUUAAAAUCUUCGAGACUGAUAUGGACAUCAAAGCCGAGUUGAAAGUGGAGAUUAACGCAAUUAUGGCAACUAUAUGGAAGGAAUCAAGGCGACAGCUUUUAAGCUGUCUCAUAACUUGUUCGUGCAUUCUUAGCAACUAUUUUCUCUACGCCUUUUUCACUAACUUGUAUCAUCAAAUAAAGAGGACACCGAAUUAUGUGCAUAUAUUACCUUUCACUGGUUACCCCAUGUUUCUGGAGAAAGGUAUGGCCUCGCCUUAUUAUGCAGUGGAAAUGUUCAUCGGUGGCUGUUCACUCCUCACCUGUGGCAUGUGUUCCGUCAGCUUUCAUUGCAUUUUUAUGAUCCUCAGCAAACAUGCUUGCGGACUAGUUAAGGUGCUUUGCGCUAUGCUGCUACAAUCCACCUCACCCGUAGUGCCAGCACAUCGGCGUGAAGAAUAUUUGCGUUACUGCGUUAUCCAACAUCAACAGACUUUGCUGUUUAUAAAUGACAUCAAUGAGCUCUUUAAGCACAUUACACUUUCACAUUUCCUUCAUAGUUUGGCGAUUUAUGGACUUGUGCUUUUUGAAAUGAAUUUUGGACUAGAAACAAAUAAAACAACAUUCAUCCGCAUGGUUAUGUACAUUGGAGCUGCGCUCACCGUCGAUUCCAUGUAUUACGUAAAUGGGCAAUUUUUGGCCACAGAGUUGGAAAAGAUUCCCUUUGUUUGCUACAGCUGCGAUUGGUUUAAUGAGUCAAAGGAUUUCAAGAAAACAUUGAACAUGAUAAUUAUGCGUUCCAAUAAAGAUUUCCAAUUUCAAAUCUCGUGGUUUGGUGUAAUGUCCUUGACCACAUUAAUGGGUAUAUUAAAAGCCAGUUUUUCAUAUUUCUUGAUUCUUCGAGAUAUGACGGAUGAAGUAAACUAA